Agrilus planipennis (emerald ash borer) is the source of this 2674-nucleotide messenger RNA. RefSeq names its product cullin-4A-like. Gene Ontology annotation, molecular function: ubiquitin protein ligase binding. The coding region runs from base 346 to 2604 and encodes 752 amino acids. Gene Ontology annotation, biological process: protein ubiquitination; DNA damage response; ubiquitin-dependent protein catabolic process. The record is from RefSeq and is a predicted model, not a curated record. The transcript is spliced from 5 exons. Gene Ontology annotation, cellular component: Cul4-RING E3 ubiquitin ligase complex. Lineage: Eukaryota; Metazoa; Arthropoda; Insecta; Coleoptera; Buprestidae.
AGAAAAGUACAACUGAAACUUUCUAAUAAACAGGUUUUCUUUUUUAAUCAUUCAAAUUUAAUUUUGCCAAUAGCCGACAAAACUUCAAUAUAAGAAUUUUAUUUCGGUAAUUUACAAACAAACCGUUUUACAUUAGUCCCAGAAAUAUAUACUUAAAAAUAAUAGGUAAAACUUCUUUAAAGCAACAUCAUAACAAUUAUCGACAAGUGUACUGAACUGUUAUCGGUUUUGGCAAAAUUUAUUUUCAGUAAUUAAAAAUUCAAAAUCAUCUUAGUUAGCUUUGUAAAUUAAGUUAAUUUAAUGUCAAGUAAUUAAAAUUAAAACUGCAAAAAGAAACAAUCCAAAAUGAAUAGAUCUUCAACACCAGUAUCGAUCUUUGGAACGAAUAAAGUCAAUCUAAAAAACUUUAACAGAAGCAGUGACAUGAAAAAAAUUUUUAUAAAAAAAUUUCGAGGUAAUCCUGUGCUUCCUCCAAAUUAUUAUGAAAAUACAUGGAAUAAAUUACGUGAUGCCAUAAUAUCAAUUCAGAACUCCAGUAUCUUAAAAUAUUCUUUAGAAGAGCUUUAUGGAGACGUGGAGAGCAUGUGUAUUCACAAUAUGUCCCACUUCCUUUAUGACAAUCUCUACUAUCUCGUGGAAAAUCACGUAGGUCAGAGCGUUUCAUCUUUUCUUAACGACUCGUUAAAUGAUCCUCAAGAAUUUUUAACAGUUAUAAAUAAUACUUGGGUAAUCCAUUGCAAACAAAUGUCAACCAUACGUAAUAUUUUUAUCCAUUUGGAUCGCACCUAUGUACUUCAUAACGUUCAGACAGCUUCGAUUUGGGACAUGGGUUUGGAUCUUUUUCGUCAAUACAUAAUUAGAAACUGCUUGGUUAAAACGAAGAUAACUGAUGCUCUUUUGUUAUUGAUCAAACAAGAAAGAGACGCCAACACAAUUGAUCGUGAUCUAAUUAGAUCAAUAAUACGCAUGCUAACCAUUCUCCAAAUUUAUAAACCUGUGUUUGAAGAAAAAUUUUAUACUGAAAGCGAAAAUAUGUAUGCUGCGGAGGCAAAUUAUUGCAUUAAAAAUUUCGAUCUGCCUGAAUACCUCUCUCACGUAAGAAAGAGAUUCAAAGAAGAAUAUAACAGAGGUAAUCAAUAUUUAGAUUCAGGGACUAUGCCCCGACUGAUCACCAUUAUUGAGAAAAACUUUAUAGCCGAUCAAAUUCAAAAGACUUUAGACAAAGGAUUGAACAAAUUACUAGAUUCAAGAGACCACUAUAAUUUAUCACUGUUAUAUCUUCUUCUUGGGCGAGUAAAAAGCGGACAUGCAGAACUUUGUGCAGGCUUCAACAGCUACAUGAAGCAAUAUGGACGAAACGUUGUAAGUCAUCCCGAGAACGACAAAAACAUGGUAAAAAUGCUCCUGGACUUUAAAGAUGCAAUGGAUGAUGUAGUUGCUAAAUGUUUUGAAAAGAACGAAAAGUUCACAAAUUCUCUGAAGGAAGCAUUUGAAUAUUUUAUUAAUUUGAGGAUUAAUGCGCCUGCUGAGCUUGUUGCAAAAUUCAUCGACUCGAAAUUGCGGAUUGGAAAUAAAGAAUCCACUGACGAGGAACUUGAAAUUCUUCUCGAUAAGAUUAUGGUCCUCUUUCGUUUCAUUCAUGGCAAAGAUGUGUUUGAAGCAUUUUACAAAAAAGAUCUUGCAAAACGUCUUCUGUUUGGAAAAUCUGCGAGCGUGGAUUACGAAAAGAGCAUGCUAAGCAAACUUAAAGAAGAAUGCGGUGGUGGAUUUACAUCAAAACUGGAAGGAAUGUUUAAAGACAUGGAAUUAAGUAAAGAUAUCAAUGGAGCAUUCAAACAACAUCUUUCACAUAGUUUGAACAACACCCAAGACACAGAAUUUACCCCUCUCGAUAUGACCGUUAACACUUUAACAAUGGGAUAUUGGCCUACAUAUCCCAUUAUGAAUGUAGUUUUACCUGAAGAAAUGUUACGUUACCAGGAGAUUUUCAAUAAUUUUUAUCUAAGCAAACACAGUGGUAGAAAGCUUGCGUGGCAGCCAACAUUAGGAUAUUGUGUAGUAAGGGCACAAUUCAAAGUAGGAAUAAAGGAACUGUUAGUAUCUUUGUUACAAACUCUCGUGCUACUUCUAUUUAAUGGAAAAAACGAAUUGUCCUACGAAUAUAUCAAAGGAGCAAGUAACAUUGAAGAUUUAGAACUUAAAAGAACUCUACAAUCACUGGCAUGUGGUAAAACGCGAGUUUUGUUAAAAAGGCCAAAAGGAAGAGACGUAGAAGAUACUGACUACUUCAUGUAUAAUGCCGAUUUUAAAAACAAGCUGUUCAGGGUGACAGUUAAUCAGAUUCAAAUGAAAGAAACGACAGAAGAGCAAAAAGCAACAGAAGAAAGGGUUUUCCAAGAUCGUCAAUAUCAAAUUGACGCGGCGAUUGUAAGGAUAAUGAAAACGCACAAAGCACUAAGUCAUAAUACUCUGGUUAGUGAAUUGUGUUUGCAGUUAAAAUUUCCAGUUACACUUGCUGACUUAAAGAAAAGAAUUGAAUCACUGAUAGAAAGAGACUAUAUGGAACGUGAUAAGGAGAUACAAAAUCAAUACAAUUAUCUUUGAAAUAUUUAUGCCUAUUUGUUUGUUUUUAUUGAUUUUAAAGUUGCUUAUUUAUAAUGAAAAACAUUAAAUA